This is a messenger RNA of Theileria orientalis strain Shintoku, 1734 nucleotides long. RefSeq lists its product as uncharacterized. Gene Ontology annotation, molecular function: protein binding. Lineage: Eukaryota; Apicomplexa; Aconoidasida; Piroplasmida; Theileriidae. The record is from RefSeq and is a predicted model, not a curated record. The coding region runs from base 1 to 1734 and encodes 577 amino acids. The transcript has 7 exons.
AUGGUUAAAACUAGGCAGACAAGUGAAGAUUCACUGUCUGAGAAAAUAAAUAGAUUAAAGGUUUGCAUAGCACAGACCAUUAAGUCAUCUAAUGUUCAGAGAGGAAGUGAUAUAUGUAGGAGGUUCGAUCAGCUGGAAGAAGAGCCGAACCCGGGCAUUAAAACGCCAAAGGUUAAGCCUAAAAAGCACGUUGAGUACGAGCUUCCGGACUAUACACAGUGGUUCGACAUAGAUUCCAUCAAUUAUAUCGAGGAAGAGUGCGCCGACAACAUUUUCAUCGGCUACGGACAUGACAAGGACGCUCUCCACGAAGUGUACAAAAAGGUUCGGAACAAGAUAGUGGAGCUGUACAGAGUCGAGCCCACCAGGCUCUUGACAGUAACCGACUGUAUAAGGAGACUAGGCAUGGACGCGUCAAUUGUUAUGAAGGUCCACUCCCUGCUGAAUUACUGGGGAAUCAUAAACUACCAAGCCACGAAUAACUUCGGAGAGAAAAUAUUUAAUAAGAGGCUUAACGAGCAAAUGGUUGACCUCAAGGGCAAUCAGUCCAACAUACACAAAAGGAGAGUUAAGCUGAACUUUAAUCAAAUACUCGAUAAGGACUCAACAGAAGCGAACGUGAACACGUACUACAACAGUCUCAGCUACAACGAUUCGACGAAUUAUAGCAGCUGCACGAAAAAGAGCUUCGACUUCGAUUCAAUCGAGGAUGUCGUGAGGUACUCGUCAGAGUUACACUCUGGUCACCACGGAAUGGAUGUUAACUACCCACGGUGCUCAGGAUGUAGCAACCCAUGUAAAACCUCGUACUACAUACUAGGGCCAGAUUCACUCGGAGAGGUAAACAAUUCGGUAAGGAGCCGUGGACUUUGGUGCAGCCUGUGUUACGGCAACUCAAACUAUCCGAUAACGCUGAGCAAAGACAGCUUCGUCAGAAUAGACCUGACGCCGAGACUGUCAGAGACGAUCUCGAAACUAUUUGAACAAAACAGGAACAUUAAUGUGAAGAUGCCAUGGACGACGGAAGACUUUGAACGCCUGUACGAAGCAAUAAGGAAGUACGGAACAGACUGGCAGAGCGUAGCACAGCACAUGGGCGAGGACUCGACGCCGAACGAGUGCGUGUUCCAGUUCAUUAACGCGCCCCUGGAGAAGGAGGUCACGUCUAGGCUGAAGUUGACCACAUACAUGGACCCGCCAACGACCAGUCUCCUGGGCGCACAGUUCCCCUUCUUCGACAGCCCGAAUACGAUCGUGACGCUCCUGUCGUUUUGCGCAAGUGUGGUGAGUCCAGUGGUAGCAUCCUACGCAGCCAAAGCAGCAUUCAACAUCAUACUCAAGGCAUCGGCGAAAAAUAGCAUCAAUGGGAACGGGGAAUCCACGCAAAUACAGGAGUCUUGCUCGAAUGACAAUUCGACCAACGCCAUCGAUACAGGGGAGGUCGCGGAAGGGAGCUCGGACCUGGACGAUGGAACGAGCACAGAAGGCGAAGCGCAAAACAAGGGAAGGUCCCGCAAGUUCGUCGACGGAAGCACACUUCAGCUCGCAGCAGCUGCGGCACUGGGAGCCGCAGCUGCGCGAGCAGCCGAGUUGGCGGAGAAGGAGCAGGAGAGGCUUUCGGAGGCGCUCCCGCACCUCAUAUCACUGAAGAUAAAGAGGAUUACUGAGAAACUCAACCGGUACAACGAGACUCAGGAGCAGAUGAAGUCUGAUCAGAUGCAUCUGGUAGGUUAA